Molecule: messenger RNA, 777 nt
Organism: Adineta ricciae
Lineage: Eukaryota; Metazoa; Rotifera; Eurotatoria; Adinetida; Adinetidae
Source: the annotation of a GenBank genome assembly
AUGAAGGCAGUGUUCUUCUCGACGAUAGUAUUUCUGGUACUUUUGAUUAAUCAUAUUAACUGUAAUGAAGACGAACAUCACAAAGCUUUAAUUCGUGCUCAAUUAUCACGAGCAAAGUCGAUUCAAGAAGCGUUGAUUAUUCUCAAAACUUCAAGCAAAGCAGGUCGAAUGUCGAUGAUGGCCCCGGAAGCAUUGAAAAAGGAACAACAGGAGAUAUUCACUACUGCACGACGUCUGAAUAAAAAUGGUCGAUCACUGACCGAACCACGAAAUGGUGGUUGUGAACCUCGUGUUAUCUGCGAACCGGUGCCUGUUGAUCGCUCAUCGGGAAAUAAUAUGAUAUCAUAUCCACAAUGUCUUGAAGUUCAUCGUUGUGGUGGUUGCUGUCAAGAAGCACAAUUUCCUUGUGUAGCUGUCGAAGAAAAGCCAGUUACAUUUAGUCCAUUACUAUUGAUUUCUUUGGAUGAUACUGAUAAAUACGAAAUCAAUCGUCCAUGGACAUUAAUGAAUCAUACGAAAUGUGAAUGUAAAUGUGGUAAGACCGAAAAUCAAUGUCAACAUGAAGGCAAAGUUUUAGAUGCGACAUUAUGUCAAUGUAUCAAGCCGCGUUGUACACCGGAGUGUUUGAUCUCAUCAACAUGUUCAAUGAUUCCUGGUAGUAAUGAACCAAAAUGUACAUGUCGCCGACGUUUACCGGGACAAACAAGUAACUAUUGUUCAAAUGCAAAUCAACGACCGAAUGCGAUGUGCACACGAUGUGAAACAGUUUCCGGAUGA